Lycium barbarum (goji berry) is the source of this 939-nucleotide messenger RNA. RefSeq names its product cytochrome P450 76A2-like. Gene Ontology annotation, molecular function: iron ion binding; heme binding; monooxygenase activity. The record is from RefSeq and is a predicted model, not a curated record. Lineage: Eukaryota; Viridiplantae; Streptophyta; Magnoliopsida; Solanales; Solanaceae. The transcript has 3 exons. Bases 1 to 939 code for a protein of 312 amino acids.
AUGGAGUGGGAGUGGAACUAUGUUAUUUGGACCACCUGGUUUGCCAAUCUUUGGAUUGAGGUAACACGUUUCGUGUUCCUCUCGACGUUUAAUAUGCUAGGGAACUUGAUGUUGUCGCGUGAUUUAGUUCAUCCAGGAUCGAAAGAGGCCUCCGAGUUCUUCAAUGCCAUGAUGAGGAUCAUGGAGUGGUCUGGCUAUCCUAAUAUCCCAGACAUUUUUCCGUGUUUUAGGAGGUUUGAUUUACAUGGCUUAAAGAAGAAGAUGCAUCGCGACAUGGGAAAAGCUCUGGAGAUCGCCUCUACGUUUGUCAAGGAACGGAUGAAGAAGCACGAGGAUGGUGGAGAAAAAAAGGAGGAUUUUUUUAAUGUGUUGCUUGAAUUUGAGGGUACUGGAAAAGAUGAACCAGCUAAGUUGUCAGAAAAUCAGAUCAACAUAUUCAUAUUGGAUAUGUUUUUAGUCGGAUCAGAGACGACUAGCAGCAGCGAGGAAUGGACGUUGACAGAGCUCCUAUGCCACCCUGAAAUAAUGUCAAGAGUAAAAGCAGAGAUCUUUCAAAUUGUAGGACAAAACAAGAAGUUAGAAGAAAGUGACAUUGACAAUGUGCCUUAUAUGCAAGCUGUGGUUAAAGAAGCACUAAGAUUACAUCCUCCUCUUCCUUUCUUAGUGCCAAGAAGAGCGAUGCACGACAUUAAGUUCAUGGGGUAUGACAUACCAGAAGACACGCAAGUACUCGUUAACGUUUGGGCAAUUGGAAGAGAUCCUGAAUAUUGGGACGACCCUUUGGAUUUCAAGCCCGAGAGGUUCCUUAACUCGAAGACUGAUUUCAAGGGACAAUGUUUUGAGUUUUUACCAUUUGGUGCGGCAGAAGGAAUUAUUCGGGUUCCAAAACUGAUACCAAACACCGAACGAAAAACAAAAGAAAGGACAAAGAUACACUAA